This is a messenger RNA of Coniosporium apollinis CBS 100218, 5172 nucleotides long. RefSeq lists its product as uncharacterized. Gene Ontology annotation, cellular component: mitochondrion. The coding region runs from base 1 to 5172 and encodes 1723 amino acids. Gene Ontology annotation, biological process: mitochondrial tRNA 3'-end processing. The transcript is spliced from 4 exons. Gene Ontology annotation, molecular function: 3'-tRNA processing endoribonuclease activity; protein binding. The record is from RefSeq and is a predicted model, not a curated record. NCBI's taxonomy places the organism in Eukaryota, Fungi, Ascomycota, Dothideomycetes.
AUGCAAACGGACGACGCCCAUCUCAACACAGACGGUGCGACAGAAAGUGGACCAACCUCUCGCAACCACCCGCAACUCAUCCCCAACAUCCUCAACCUGUUCUCGCCGGCUCUUUGCAUCGCUCGCCGGCUCCACCGUGACUCAACCACCUCCGCAGCAUCCACCGCCCGCCGCAGCCAAUACCUAGAUCUCUACGUCAGCUCGGACCCCACUGGAAGGGGAGAGGCGACGCAGCAACAGCACCAGAGCUCUGCAGUCCGGCCUGGCUCAGCACAGUAUUCGAGACAGCCGCCUCUGCCGCGACUGUCCGGUGGAGGUGGGAGACGACAGAUGAGGCCUUCGCACGGCAGCCUCGCGCCAACUACCCUCACACGAUCGUAUCUACAACCCCAGCAGACGGCCUUGGCGGAAGCGGAAAACAUCGAGUGGGGUCCUGCGACGAUGCAUAUACCGAACGCUAGGCCGGUGCGGAUAAGUGCCAAUGUCGGCUCGACCGGCAAGGGCAUUCUGAUUGGGAUGCUGUCGGCCUUUGGAUCGGCCGCGCUCAUUGCAAUUAUACUCGCCGUUGUCUACUUCUUCCGCUAUACACAGCAGGGACGCAUCUUCUUAGACCGGAUAGGGAGGCCGGGUGAGUACGAUGAUGAACAGCAGUUUGCGAAGGAGGAGGCGGAGGCGUUGGAGGAGAUGGACGACAUCCAGCGCAUGGAAUAUCUCAGAGCUAAAGCAUACGUUCAAGCGAAUCCGCCCGAAUCCGUUCAAACCGAUAUAUCAUUGUCGCAAUUCCUUGCAAUACAAGAAAAGGGUGUUUCUGCUUGGGAAUUUGAACCGGAGCUCGAGAUCGCCAAUUGCUUUGUGGAGGGCCGGACCGAGAUCGAGUUCUUUGACUCCGAGUGCAGCGUGCAGAGCAACCUGCCAGUGCCGAAGCAAAACGAGGUGUACUAUUGGGAAGCAAAAAUAUACGACAAGCCGGAAUCGACACUCAUAAGCAUUGGCAUGACCACCAAGCCGUAUCCACUGUUCAGACUGCCUGGCUAUCACAAAUAUUCCGUAGCUUAUACCUCCACCGGCUCACGGCGGUACAACCAACCUUUCACACCCACUUCCUACGGUCCGGAGUACGUGCAGGGUGAUGUAAUUGGCGUCGGCUACCGCCCUAGAACCGGAACAAUUUUCUUCACACGCAACGGAAAGAAGCUGGAAGAUGUUGCACAUGGCCUCAAGGCACAAAACUUCUUCCCGACCAUCGGAGCCAAUGGUCCCUGCCAGGUGCACGUCAACUUCGGCCAGAUGGGCUUCGUCUUCAUCGAAGCGAACGUCAAGAAGUGGGGCUUAGCGCCGAUGACCGGCUCACUAGCACCUCCGCCGCCAUAUGGCAGUGAGCAAGGGAGCAUAUUGCUAGAAGGAGGUCGCGACGGCGUGAGGGAAGGCAUGGGUGGAUACAUGGCUGCGGGCCUGCACGGCCAUACGAGGAGCAACAGCCAGCAAGUCAGGCUGGGACGACAACAGCCACGGAGUCCGGGACCUCAGCGAUCGCCGACAGAUAUCUCUCUCGCACAGCUCAGCCUAAUUGACUCACAGGAUUCGGAUGCCGGCGAGGGGACAAGCUUCGACGCGACACACGAGAUCGCGGAGCAUCCGGGCCAUCCCGGUCUCGAUUUCCAACCGUCGGACGUGCCGCCACCGGAGUAUGAAAGUCCAGAGGGCACGCCGGCACAGGAGCGGCGGCGGAGAUUGGGAGACGAAGCGGACGAGAGAAGGCCUCUCAUAGGCCACAGGGCGGAUGAGCCGCCCAUACCGAGCUACGACGCGGCGGUCGCGGAUUCGCACUUAGGGAGUUUCACGCGAUCUCCUUCCUCAAGGGUUCCACUACGAACGAGCUACCGACUCGGUGACACCAGACAGUUCCGACUAAUCUCUGCCUCGUCACAGCACUUCAACAAAGCCCUAUCCAGGUCGGGCGAGAUCCAACAAUUAUACCAAGGACAUACCAGAAACCGCGGGGAGGCAGCCCCGAGUAGCGAGAAAGAGUCAUCCGCGAGCAACGCCGCACUGAGAACCCGUAUCAGUUCAGCUCCUUCACCGGCGCUCGAGCAAAAAAAGCCCUCGCAUCGCAUCCGGACCUACAAGAAGAAGGACCGCACAGCUCCCUAUCUCAUCAAACCGCCGAGCUCUGCUCAUACGCAACAUUCAGCCUACAAAACACAUCUCCUAAUCAAGCCAUGCGGUAGCACGCCCACAAAGAAGCCUGUAGUGGAAUCGAAGUGGGUGUCCAAGACAGGGGGGGCAAGAAUGAAGUCCCACGUUCAGAUCCUCACGACGCCUACGGCAGACACGCCCGGCACAAUCCUCCUCCUACACUUCGACCAGAAGCGCUACCUCAUUGGCAACAUGUGCGAGGGCACGCAAAGAGCAUGUGUACAAUCUGGCGCGCGGCUGCAGAAGUGCCAGGAGAUCUUCAUGACCGGGAAGACGGAAUGGGCGUAUACCGGAGGCCUGAUAGGCAUGAUCUUGACACUGGCUGAUUCGCUCAAGUCGGCCGUUAUGUCGCAAGCCGAGAACAGGGCGAAGAAGAAUGCAAGGAAGUCGUUCAACGCGCCACCUACAACCGGCGAGCAGGAGAGUACGAGGCUGACUUUGUUCGGAGCACCCAAUUUGAACCAUACGUUGGCUACCGCGCGGAGGUUUGUAUUCAGAAAGGGCAUGCCAGUUGAGGUGAAGGAGCAGAGAGGUGCCGACAACGUUAGCCAUGAUGGUUCAGCAAUGCUCCCCACCUGGUCCGAUGAGAACAUACUGGUUUGGGCCAUGCCUGUAGUGCCGGUUGAUAACAGUAGAGUUCACUCUCCAAAUGGUACAUUGUCACCACGAAAACGGAGCUUCGCUGAGUCGGAGGGUUUCGAGCCUCCAACCCCUCCGAUUCGUCCUGAAAAGUACAGCCAAGAAGAACAUGACCAAAUAGUCCAAGGAGUAGUUUCACACAUGUUUGACUCGAACUGGCGUCUUGAUGCGCUUGUUGAGAUGCCCCUAUCUCACGUCCGGCUACCCGCAACCAUCUUCGUCCGCGAUCCGGACACCAAGCAGAUACGGAAGUACUCAGGUCCUUUACCGAGUAAAACGAACGAGGUACCAGACAUCCCUGUAUUAGUGAGGACGCCGUGGCCUGGUGCUUCCGUUAAGACUCUGCCGCCAACUAAGCCGGCAGAAGAAGCUGUUUCCUACAUCAUUCGCAACCACACUCAACGAGGCCGGUUUGAUCCAGAGAAAGCAAAGGCGCUCAAGAUUCCGAAGGGCGGGUGGUGGGCUAAACUCGCUGGAGGCCAAGAUGUCCAGAAUACGGACGGCGAGACCAUUACCCCUGGCAUGGUGUUGGGAGAGCCCGAACCAGGCAACGGCUUCGCGGUGGUAGAUUUGCCGUCCGCAGAUUAUGUAGAGCCGCUGCUCGCACGGAAGGAAUGGGCAUCGAAAGAGGUGAUGGAAGGUAUUGGUGCCAUUGUAUGGAUCCUUGCGCCCGGCGUUGCCUCACACCCCUCAAUGCGCAAGUUUCUGGUAGAGAGGAGCCACAUCAAGCAUAUCGUAUCCUCUAAAGAUCACUGCCCAAACUACCUCGCGAUGGACUCUGCGGCGUCCUCUAGUAUUCGGUUGGGUCAGAUUGACCCUCGGCGGCAUGAAAUUCCCUUCUUUGAUAAUGUGUCGGUACCGCAAGCAGGAUCUUCCACUCAAGGCAGUCGUGUUGAAGCGCUACCCGCAAAUGCCAUUGCAGCUCAAAGAGGGCAGAUUGUGCAGUUACAGCCUUCUUUUGAGCUUCAGCAACAUCAGGUUGUAUCCUUUGUGGACACCCUGGGGGUAUUGCAACAGACCUCCCCACAGCUACUGGAGCUUGCUCGGCAGGCGAGACAGGAUGUGGUGAACGACAAGCAAAGUCUCGAGGACUGGGCACGCACAAUCCCAAACUCAGAUGCUGAGAUCAUUGCACUAGGCACUGGAUCAGCAUUGCCAUCCAAGUAUCGGAACGUCUCCGCUACUCUGCUUCGAGUUCCCGGCGUUGGUUCCUACCUCUUCGACUGCGGCGAAAACACACUCGGACAGCUCAAGCGCGUAUACGCACCCUCCGAGCUACAGGAAGUCCUCAAAGACCUGCGCAUGAUCUGGAUAAGCCACAUGCACGCCGACCACCACCUCGGCACCGUAUCCGUCAUCAAAGCCUGGUAUGAAGCCGUGCACGCCUCAAAGCCCACCACCGUACCUAUCCACAUCGCCUUCCACAACUCGACCAUCUCGUCCCCCGACUCCCCUUCCAAGCCCCAGCACCUCGCCGUCGUCUCCGAUGUCGACAUGCUCGACUGGCUCGCCGAAUACAGCAACGUCGAAGACUACGGCUACAGCCGCAUCGCCUCCCUCGCCAUCUCGAGCGCCGUCUUCACGGCCGACGAAACUGUGCCUUCCAUGCUAGACUGGAGCCACACGUCCGCGCCCGCGACCGGAGUCUCGAGAUCCAAAUAUCCUGCGCUCCUCGGCCUCGAGGAUAUCCAGGCCGUCGCCGUGCACCACUGCAACGGCGCCAAGGCCGUCAGCCUCACGUUUCCGUCGGGGUUCAAGGCGAGCUAUAGCGGCGACUGUAGGCCCUCGCGAAGCUUCGCACGGAUUGGGAAGGGCACUACGGUCUUGAUCCAUGAAGCGACGUUCGACGAUGAGCUGGCGGGCGAUGCGGUCGCGAAGCAGCAUAGCACUACCUCUGAGGCGCUGGGCGUCGGCGCCGCGAUGGGCGCCAAGGCGGUCGUGUUGACGCACUUCUCGCAAAGGUAUCAGAAGAUCCCGGUCAUGGAGUUUGAUGGGGGGAGUGAGAUUGAGAAAAGCCUUGAGGACGACACCGUGGCGACUGAGGAAGAGGGGGGCGAUGCUAAGAUGACGGGCAUGAGUUCCGCGGACGGCCCUGCGCUGCCGCAGGACUCGUCGCAGGGCGGUGCGGCGGCGGUGGUCAGGGUGAAGAGUAGGGAUAUGAAGGUUUGUGUCGCUUUUGACUAUAUGCGGGUUAGGGUCGGGGAGAUUGCACAAUUGGAGAAGUUUACCCCGGCGCUGUUGGAGUUGUUUGCUGAGCCGGAGAAGAAGAAGGAUGCUGAGGCUGGGCAGGUGGAUAAGAAUAACGCGGCGGCUGCUCCGCUCACGGUCACGGCGUAA